AUGGCAGAUCGCUUCCCCCCCACUGCUGCACCCGUAGCAGGGGGAGGUAGGAGAAGGAUGAGGGGGGGGGGGGGGGGGGUCGGUGCUGCAGAUCCCCUCCCCCCUUCUGCUGCACCCGCAGCAGGGGGAGGUAGGAGAAGGGUGGGGGGGCCUGGUCGCGAGGGGCCAUGGCUAGGGGCGACGGGGCCAUGGCUAGGGACGGGGCCGGGCGCUGGCAGGUACAGGGCCGGGCGCUGGGCAGGUACGGGGCCGGGCGCUGGGCAGGUUCGGAGCCGGGCGCUGGGCAGGUACGGGAACGAGCGCUGGGCAGGUACGGGGCCGGGCGCUGGGCAGGUUCGGGGCCGGGCGCUGGGCAGGUACGGGGCCGGGCGCUGGGCAGGUACGGGACCGGGCGCUGGGCAGGUAUGGGGCCGGGCGCUGGGCAGGUAUGGGGCCGGGCGCUGGCAGGUACAGGGCCGGGCGCUGGGCAGGUACGGGGCCGGGCGCUGGGCAGGUUCGGAGCCGGGCGCUGGGCAGGUACGGGGCCGGGCGCUGGGCAGGUACGGGACCGGGCGCUGGGCAGGUUCGGGGCCGGGCGCUGGGCAGGUACGGGGCCGGGCGCUGGGCAGGUACGGGACCGGGCGCUGGGCAGGUACGGGGCCGGGCGCUGGGCAGGUACGGGACCGGGCGCUGGGCAGGUAUGGGGCCGGGCGCUGGGCAGGUACGGGGCCGGGCGCUGGGCAGGUAUGGGGCCGGGCGCUGGCAGGUACAGGGCCGGGCGCUGGGCAGGUACGGGGCCGGGCGCUGGGCAGGUUCGGAGCCGGGCGCUGGGCAGGUACGGGGCCGGGCGCUGGGCAGGUACGGGACCGGGCGCUGGGCAGGUUCGGGGCCGGGCGCUGGGCAGGUACGGGGCCGGGCGCUGGGCAGGUACGGGACCGGGCGCUGGGCAGGUACGGGGCCGGGCGCUGGGCAGGUACGGGGCCGGGCGCUGGGCAGGUACGGGGCCGGGCGCUGGGCAGGUACGGGGCCGGGCGCUGGGCAGGGACGGGGCCGGGCGCUGGGCAGGUACAGGGCCGGGCGCUGGGCAGGUACGGGGCCGGGCACUGGGCAGGUACGGGGCCGGGCGCUGGGCAGGUACGGGGCCGGGCGCUGGGCAGGUACAGGGCCGGGCGCGAGGCUAGGUACGGGGCCGGGCGCUGGGCAAGGGACGGGGCCGGGCGACGGGCUAGGUACAGGCCGGUCGCGGGCUAA
This is a messenger RNA of Closterium sp. Naga37s-1, 1230 nucleotides long. Lineage: Eukaryota; Viridiplantae; Streptophyta; Zygnematophyceae; Desmidiales; Closteriaceae. The record is from the annotation of a GenBank genome assembly.